This is a messenger RNA of Penicillium diatomitis, 1587 nucleotides long. RefSeq lists its product as uncharacterized. The transcript is spliced from 7 exons. The record is from RefSeq and is a predicted model, not a curated record. Lineage: Eukaryota; Fungi; Ascomycota; Eurotiomycetes; Eurotiales; Aspergillaceae. Bases 1 to 1587 code for a protein of 528 amino acids.
AUGCGGACAAGUUUACUCUUCCUGCUAAUUUACUCAGUAGCUGUUGUCGUUGAAGCCGACAAGUCUUAUCCACCUUAUUUUGAGGAUCUCGAAUGGCAAGCUCCCAGAAGUCUGUCAAAUUGGGCCAACCUGACAGUCGAGACAAGAACUGGGACAUUCGUUGGCAUGCUCAAUGACACAUUUCCCGACGUGCGCCAAUUUUUGCGCAUUCCGUUUGCAAAGCCACCAGUUGGAGAUCUCCGCUGGAUGCCUCCUCAAAAACUUGAUUCUACAAGCCGAAGAUAUGACUCGACUAUCUUCGGUCCCGCAUGCCCGCAGUAUGUCGAACGACGAGACUCUUUCUGGAAGGACCAUGCACCUUUGAGUUUUGUCUUCAACCUCGGUGAGAACCUCACGCAAGGCUCAGUGGCAUGGUCUUCAGCGGAGGAUUGCCUGUCAAUGGCAAUAUGGACACCUGCUUCGACCGACAAAUCCUCGAAACUUCCAGUCACGCUUUUCCUCACGGGUGGAGCCGGUAUAGAAGGUGGUGUUCCCAUUCCGGCUCAUAUACCAGCGCAGUGGGUGUCGCGAUCCCAGGAACACAUUGCAAUUACCAUGAACUACCGAGUGAAUAUCUUCGGAAAUCCCAGAUCAAGAGCCCUCAACGAAACCUCUCUCAGCCUGCUGGAUGUCAGGGCAGCGGUUGAAUGGGUCCACGAAAACAUUGAGGCCUUUGGCGGAGAUCCGCAGAACAUUUUUCUUUGGGGGCAAUCGCAAGGUGGCGCGCUGACCCAUCUAUACACACUCGCUUUUCCAGAUGAUCCCUUAGUUGCCAGUUACGGAAUCAUCUCUCAACAACCUGGCACCACUUUGAACACGACAAAAGUGACAGACCCAUACUUGGACUUUGAUAUUGUAGCCAAGUCUUUGGGCUGCAAUUACGGGGAUGAUGCCGUUGCGGAGCUAAAUUGCAUGCGCACACGUUCAUGGGUUCAAAUUGAGGAAUUCGUCAACCGCUACAAAGGCGAACCCAAAAUAUCAUUUAUGCAAUACGUUCCCGACGAAAGAUACAUUUUCUCUAACGAGAGUCUUCGCUACCAUGCAGGCAAGGUGGCCAAGGGUUCAGCCAUACGCUCCUUUGCAGCACGCGAGAUGUCAGUAGACAAUAACAUUACAGAUUCACAGGCAGAGGCUCGACAAUGGGACUGCCUCGCAGCUCUGGAUACCAAAGAGAGAUUCUCACUGGGUCUUGAUACUUUCCGCUACUUCUGGGGAGGCAAUUUCACAAACAUCAGCCCAGUGCCGUGGCUAGGAGCAUAUCACUUUUCAGAUCUGCUGAUGAUAUUCGGGACAUACGUGAAAGACGUCGGAGAGAUUUCGCAACUGGAGAUUGAGACAUCAGAGACCAUGCAAGAUUAUAUGCUCGCAUUCAUCAAGAAUCCCCCCACCGUUCCAGAAACAGUUGGUUGGCCACUUUUCGAUCCAAACAGCCCAGACGGCGGUCUUAUUGUUGAGUUUGGGAAAGACGUUCCUGCGAAGAAUAUCACUGGGAGAUACUUAGAUGGAGCUUGUUACGAUACUACUGUGCCUUUCCGUGUGAAUGGCUGA